GUAGGCGGAAGGCCUGGUGGGAUUCGGGUGGAAGUGAGAGCCGGGCCUGUGGCUAUGUGGCGUACUGUGUGGUUAGAUGGAUUGAACCAUGGCUUCCAGGAGCAGAGCCAGGCAGCUGUCUGGCAGGUGAUUUGGGAUUUGAGAGUUGCAGGUUCAGCCAGGUUGGGUCCUAGUGAUGCUAAAGGAGAGGAGGAUGCCCAGGGCAUUUGGGAAGCAGAAUUGACAGGACUUGGCAGGUGGAUCAGAGAGAAUGAAGAGAGGAUGAGGCACCCGUGGCCCCAAGCUGGCCAGGAAACCAGUGACGGAUGGACGGGUGCAUCUUGGUGCUGCCCUGUCCCCUCUUCCCGAGUUACCUCCCUGUGUCUGCACCCCUCACUUCUCUCCCAACAGCCCCAUGCAGCGCUCCCUCCUUCAUAAACAAGCAAGCCUCUGGCUUGUUGCUCCUACUGUAGUCAAGGUGAUUGCCACAGCAGUUGACAUCAGCACUCCGGUCCCGAAGGAGCCUGUCACCCUCCAGUCUGCCUACGGCACGGCGUUACCACCUCUGCAAGGAGCAGAAAGGAGGCAGCUGGACACACACUCAGAUCUGAGAACUAGGCGGGGCCAGAAAGGGCCGGUGGCCAAAAAGGAGAGUCUGGAAAGGGAGGCGGGCCUUCAGGGGGCCUCCUCUCUUGGCACCUGAGGCUCCAGCCCACUUGGUUCCCUGACGUCGGCGGGAGUGGUGGCAGUGGCAACAGCUGUAGCGCCUGGGCCAUGGCAGAGGACGGGCCACCGAAGCAGCAGCUGGACAUGCCUCUGGUUCUAGACCAGGACCUGACCAAGCAGAUGCGGCUACGAGUCGAGAGCCUGAAACAGCGUGGGGAGAAGCGGCAGGAUGGCGAGAAGCUGCUCCGGCCGGCCGAGUCUGUGUACCGUCUCGACUUCAUCCAGCAACAGAAGCUGCAGUUUGACCGCUGGGAUGUGGUCCUGGAUAAGCCGGGCAAGGUCACUAUCACGGGCACCUCGCAGAACUGGACGCCUGACCUCACCAACCUCAUGACACGCCAGCUGCUGGACCCUGCUGCCAUCUUCUGGCGCAAGGAAGACUCCGACGUCAUGGAUUGGAAUGAGGCCGAUGCCCUGGAAUUUGGGGAGCGCCUGUCUGACCUGGCCAAAAUCCGCAAGGUCAUGUAUUUCCUUAUUACCUUUGGCGAGGGCGUGGAGCCCGCCAACCUCAAGGCCUCUGUGGUGUUCAACCAGCUCUGACGACAGCCCUGGCAACCCUGCCUCUGGCCCACAAUUCCCCCUUGCCUGAACCUCCUGCCACAUGUAUAUUUUGGGGACAUUCUUCUAACUGCUCCUUCUGUGCUUGACUUGGCUAAAAGUCCCCUGAGUCCUACAUGGCCCCCUUUCCUGGUGCUAGUGCUGCGGCUCACAGGGCUGACCCAUGGCUCCAUAGUCUAGAAGCUGGACACUGCUACUGUAGACGAUAGAGGCCUUUUGGGUUCAUGUGGCCAGAAUGAUGUACUUCUUGGGCACCUGCCACCUCUGCUUCAUUGUGGUGGACAGAGAGGGACUGAGAGACCAAAAGGCUAACCAAGAGAUCCAAAUAACCAACCAUUGGAUUUCCUACAGGGAUGGAAGCCUGAGACAUGACAGGAACUGCCUUCUGGGGAACCUGGCAAGAAGGCAUUUGCCUGACGGCUAAAGCUGGCAUCAGGAGAUGGAUGCCCAGUGGCACUCUGGCAGCGGGAAGGUGCUUUUCCCAGUGUCAUCACCAGCCUGCUGUGACCUUAAGGCCUUCCAGACACUGGGCAUGAUUACAGCAGGGCUUGGUCUGUCUGGCAGAGGGUGGCUGGCUUUGCAGGUCUCACCCGGGUUGCUGUGGAGAAGGGAAAGAGCAUGUAGAAACUGGCCCAGCUCUAACUACCCGCACAUAUGUAUAUGUUGAGAGAUAGCAUGCUAUAUUUGUAUGGAUGUGUGCCCGAGGGCUAACACUAGUCAGGAAUAAGGCUGACUUUAGCUUAGUUGUUGAGCAGUUGGUACUAGGUCCUGGGCUUGGUGGAGGUGACCCUGUCUGCGUCCUCCUUGGUGCAGGGCUUCCUGAACUGGGAGACUAAGGCUCAAAUGGGGAAGCAGAGAACUGAGUUAGGGGGUCCAGGGCUCUGAGCCAGAAACACUGAUGUCCCGAUAGGACGGCUGGCCUUUGCAGGUCUCUGAUCAGGAACACAGAUGCUGUGUCCUGCUGUAACUUCUCUGGGCGUUUACUGGGGGUUCUACCAGAGUGGAGGCAUAUGGGUAAGGCUUUGGGGCAGUUAUGAUGUCUGAUGUCUGAAGUGGGUUGAAUGUCUCCAGAUGUGAUGUCUAAUACUGGACUGGCUUCAGAGGCUAUCCAGGUAAACCCACUCCCCAAACCGACAGGGAAACAGAGGCACGGGUAUCGGCAGACUCCGUCCUGCCCCAAGCCUCAUUCCCUCCACCCUGUGCAUGCCGAGAGAAGCCUCACCUGCCACCUGGCAUCAGUCAGAGGUACCUCAGUGGUGCCACCCACUCUGCCUCAAGGCUGCCUCAUCUGAGAUGCCAGUGCAUGGAGAUCUGAAGGUAGGAUCCAUCCAGUGGGUGGACUGCCAGGAGCGCAAGCUCAGGGUCGGGAUUCUGGAGGCAAGAGAUAGGCUGUGUUGCUGGCUCUGGUGGCUAUUGCUUGCAGAAGCACCUGCUAGUGCCUUCUAGACGCUGCUGACUCUAGAGAGCCAUACCUAGACAGGGACCCCACCUUUCUGACCUCUCCCUACAGCUCUCAAGACCCCCUUGGUUCACGCUGCCUGUCCCCCAAUUCUGUCUCACCCCGUAUUCCCUGUGGGGGCUUGAGUGUCUCUGCCGUGCUUGUCACCUGUCCCCAAUAAAGACUUCAUGCCCU
Microtus ochrogaster (prairie vole) is the source of this 2896-nucleotide messenger RNA. RefSeq names its product olfactory marker protein (gene Omp). Gene Ontology annotation, cellular component: nucleus; axon; cytosol. NCBI's taxonomy places the organism in Eukaryota, Metazoa, Chordata, Mammalia, Rodentia, Cricetidae. Gene Ontology annotation, biological process: signal transduction; sensory perception of smell. The record is from RefSeq and is a predicted model, not a curated record.